CAUCAAUCUACCGAUCCACUGGCAGCACACCUCCCCGGCCUCCUGCUCGCCACAGAUCUCCAUCACCCCCAUAGUCAACACCUUCUCCAUAGCCGGUUCUUCUUCCCCUACCCAGCUCCCAGCCUCCCAAAAUCCCAAUAGCUUCAAGAGAUCCCGAACCGAAUCCCAACGGUUCGAUGACAAGCAUCCCUGAGAUCUACUCCCUCCCUGACACCUUCUCCAACCUUGGGGGAAGCUGUUCCGACCAGGAGUUGAUAUCUUCUCUCAGAGAAUACCGUAUAUUGGAGCCCACACCUUACUUCGAGCCCCACCGCAAAAUCAACCAUGCAGCAGCCCGACUCAAAAACUUGCCGUGGAAAUUUAUUCGCCUUAAGUUGGAGGCCAUGGAAGGCUGGACGACUGAUGAAGGGACUUGGUCGCAGAAAAAAUUGGUCUCCAUCCCUAACACCUCCCAAGGCAAUUCCCCCAACUCCGCUAAAUUCGUGGGGACCAAGACGACGCUCGAGUUCAAACCUACGGGUGCUAAAAGGGGGGUUGUUGGCAUGACGCAGUACCACCUACUUAGGACUAUGAAAGAUCGCCCUGGAUUGUAUUUGGAUGAGGAUCUGGCUUUAUGUCACGUCUUCCCGCUGGAAGGGAAAGCCAAGGGCGCCCGGAACCGGAAUGGCAAAAGAUCACGAUCAGGAUAUGAAGUGGAUCCACACGAACCCAUUACCCAUGCCGGCGUGGAAGAAUUGGACCAAAUGAUGUCCAAUUCCAAAAAGUAUCCAGUUCUAGACGUGGGGAUGGAUGUUCAGGAUCUGCUCUUCGCUGAUCAACCGUCAAAACAUUGGCAAAGCUUCACCAAGAUACACACCAAAAAUCCCAAACUUAUGUACGCAGCGUGCAACCACUGCGACACGGUGUUGAAGUUAACAGGUGGUACCAAAUGUGGCACAGGCUCCCUCAGGCAUCAUAGUGACUCCUGCCGAUGCAAACCCAAGCAGGAGCAGCUGCCCGGCAACUCUUCACCGAUGCCUAUUCAGUCGAUUGCAUUGCAGGCCAUCACGGAAUAAUUAGAGAUAGUGUAGUUCAGAUCAGAGGUAGUUUAGCUGAGGUUAGAUGUAGUGUAGUUGAGACUGAGCUGCCUCAAAGAGGAUUGAUUGCUCGUCUCGUGGUGUAAAUCCUUGUAUUCUUUUGUGUUCCAGUGAGGACAGUGAAUACAAAGCGGAUAUGUGUGGUUGUUUAGGAUUUAGGAUCGCUUUAUUCGUUGUUUUCCUUGUUCAAAAGUAACAACACUUCUGGGGAUACACAACCGAUCCGGUUUAUGCAUUUCGGAAACAAAAUUCAGAGCAACA
Triticum aestivum (bread wheat) is the source of this 1337-nucleotide messenger RNA. RefSeq lists its product as uncharacterized. The record is from RefSeq and is a predicted model, not a curated record. Bases 177 to 1055 code for a protein of 292 amino acids. The transcript has 4 exons. Lineage: Eukaryota; Viridiplantae; Streptophyta; Magnoliopsida; Poales; Poaceae.